Gaeumannomyces tritici R3-111a-1 is the source of this 5188-nucleotide messenger RNA. RefSeq lists its product as hypothetical. The coding region runs from base 2125 to 5004 and encodes 959 amino acids. The transcript is spliced from 2 exons. The record is from RefSeq and is a predicted model, not a curated record. Gene Ontology annotation, biological process: regulation of transcription by RNA polymerase II; DNA-templated transcription. NCBI's taxonomy places the organism in Eukaryota, Fungi, Ascomycota, Sordariomycetes, Magnaporthales, Magnaporthaceae. Gene Ontology annotation, molecular function: RNA polymerase II cis-regulatory region sequence-specific DNA binding; DNA-binding transcription activator activity, RNA polymerase II-specific; zinc ion binding. Gene Ontology annotation, cellular component: nucleus.
UUUCCUCUUCGUUCCUGGUGCAGCUCGGGCGUUGUCGUAAAGCCGUACUCUCUGUUGCCGAACGCGCCAACUCUGGAGUCUCCAGGAUCGGACCAGGGAGCUAAGAAGAGGAUAUCGGCCGAGGGUCUUGGCUCUAUUACGCGUCGACCCCGUCCAGUACACGGCCCACCCAUGCUCUGCCGCUCUCGGGUCGAGAAGGCGAAGGGAAGCGGAUUGGUAGCUUCUAGUGCAUGUUGGGACCUCUCUUCCACAGUCCGGCGGUGGUGUCACGGUGUCUGCCAGGACGCGAUCAAGCCUCCGCAAGAACCACAACUUCUCCGGGGUGAGAUGCAUGUGCAACCCUGAUACCUACAUUGUAUCCGCCGCCGCCGAUCAUGCCGAUGGCUGAUCACUGACCUUCCGGAAGAGUUUGCUAGGCCCGUCUGGCGACUACGUGCUUCCCGGCACGCGGUCGGCGUAGGGAGAGAUGUCGGCCGAGCUAUCCGGGGCCGACCGCCUUGGCGGGGAAAAAAUAAAUGUGCCAUGGAAACCAAAGGGAGGAACACCCAAAAGGCAGUUUUGACUUUGACCGCUCAGGAACUCUUGCCAGUGUGAUCAAAGCAAAGCUCGGGGUUUGUAGGUAUGACAACGGUAACAUGGACGCCCGGUGAUGUGUGGUAGCGCCGAGUCAUCAGCCAAGGCGACGGCGACGUCCGCAGCAGUCGCCGCGCGUACGGGGCAUCGGAGACGACGACGACGACGCCUGUGGCCCCCUCCCCGACCAGAGAACAGCCUGGCUGGCCCUGCGCAAGAGUGCAUGUAUUUAUUUGACUUAUCUCGACAUGGUUCGAUCCCGGCGGUGGUUCGCGGCCGCGACGAAUGAAGCGCCACGGUGACGACGACGUUGAUGAUGCAGGAUAUGGCAGGAUGAACGGGGAGGGUGAUGGCGUGGACGGACAUGGGUGUUGGUCAUAUAUGUUUAUUGCAUGACGGGAACAAUGGCUUUGUGUCAGGACAAUAAUGGUCUUAGCAGCAGGCUGGAGGUUGAUUGCGAUGGUCCCCCAUCUCUGUUGGGGGCAUGGAGUGCCUGGAGUGCCUAGCCAAGGCGGGCUAGCGAUGGCGGCGUGGCGUUCCCGAGUCCCGGGGCUCGCACAGUGCGGCGAGGGCAGGCGGCCAAGCCGUCAGGUGCCUGAACAGGAAGGAGAUCUGGGGUUGGGGAUCAAUCUGGGGGUCAUGCAGCCUGUCGGGGAUUGCGAGCCAUUCACCCAUUUCAUUUCAGGUGGGAAGAUUGGGACCGGCAACGGCUCGCCUCCGCUCUGGUGCAUCCGCGAAAUUUCUUUUUGUGUUCCUUUCUUUAGUGGAGGCGUGUUCAAUUGCUCUGCUGGAAGGAUGCGGGCUAAGGUCAAGGCUAGGCUGCUCCUAAAUUCGUCAGCAACCAGCACUGAUGGGGGCUCUGUCUGGCACAGUGAAUAUUCAAAUUCAAUAAAUCCACGCAAGCAUCAUGGCAUGGAAAAGACAGCGUCAACGUCCCCGCGGUUCUUGCGUGAUGGUUCAGGAGGAACCCAGACAGAUGUCGCCAUGUCAAGCACAGGCUCCCUCACAUAGCAAUGGUGUUUCGCAAGCACCGUUCUCGGCCAGGAUCCCACACCAACCGCCACCUUUCGUCCGAGCACUGUGUGUCGGGCCCCGGCUGGCGGCAUCGUACCAGCAACGAAGGCCUAGUUGGAGGUAUGACCAAAGUUGACAGGCAACCUGGCCCGUCAGCCUUUGAAAGUCAGUUAGCUUUGAAAUAUUGAUCGGUCCAGCCCAGCUGUCUGACACGCGCGCGCGCACGCACUGCUCCAAUAAAGGGAACGCAAAAGGGAAUGGAGCGCAUGCAAUUGGCUCAUCAGACAGGGUAGAGAAAAAAAAAUUAAAAAAGCAGGACAGGCGGGGGAGGAGUCUGAUAUCUGGUACCCCAGCCCAGCCCAGACGCGGGCGGCAGGAAACGGGCAGCAGCUUCAUCGAGCGCGUACGGCAGCUGUGCGCAUCAUCAUUCCCCAGACGGGCCCUCCUGACAGCUGCCAGCCGCUAGCACCAACCCCCCAUGCGUCAAUGCGCUGCUCGGCCUGAUCCGCGCGGAACACGCGACCAGCUGCCGCCGCCAUGGCCAUGACGCCGCCUACCACGGACGGCUCCAGCACCGCCGCCAGCAGCAGGCCCGCCUUCGCCCCCGAGAGGAAGGAUGCUGUCGCCGCCUCCCUGUCCGGCACCGGCACCUGCAGCGGCGCCGGCUCACCCGGCGUCAUGGUCUUUGACGGCUUCCAGCAGCGCAGCGUCAAGCGCCCGCGCCCCGUCAAGUCGUGCCUACUCUGCCGCUCCAAGAAGCUACGCUGCGACCGCCUGAACCCGUGCUCCCAGUGCCAGAAGAGCCACCGCGUCUGCCGCUACGCCAACGACCAGGGGCCCGGCAACGCCUCCGACUCGGGCUCCGAUGGCGAGACGGCAUCUCCCUCGGCCGGCGCCGCCGACCGCGGCGCCCCCGCGCACAAGCGCGUUGCACUUGCCGGCGGCCUCAACGCCCGCUCUCCAGCCGGAGCCCACAUCCCGCCGUUACCCACUCCACCUCAGCCGCCCAUCGACGCCGCCGUCGAUGUUUACUAUAGGUCGGGGUUUGACGACAUCGCCGCUCGGCUGGACCGGCUCGAAAGGCUCAUUAUAGCGUCUAGGACGGGCGAGGACGUGUCAUCGGCUCCGGUGCAGGGGCCGCCGCCACCUCCUCUACUCUCGGGCGCCGCCACGGGCAGUUAUGGCACCGGUACUACUGCCUCUGGGCUGACUCCAGCACCACCAGCCGGCCAAGAGUGGACCGCCAGCCCCGGUGCAUCUCCGUCGUAUAGCUAUGACUCUGCGCCGCCGCCCGUCGGGGGAGGCGCACCGGGCAGCAGGAUAGCUGCCCUCACUUCUAUCGCAACUCGCUCCUUGACAUCGCCCGUGACGGUGCGCGGUCUCACCAUCAAGGGCGCCCGAAGCCUGAGAACGCGCUUCUUUGGGCAGAACAGCACGCGGGUGCUGCUCAACCUUUUCGACGAGGCCAAGGACUUCAUGUACAACAAGGCCAAGCGCGAAAGCGCCAACGAGCUUUUUGUACAUCUGCAAAAGAUCUACACGGUGCUCCAGGAGGACCGGCACCGCGUGCUCGCGCCAAUCACCGUCUUUGUCGACAGCGUGCUGCCCGUGCUCAAGCGCAUGGCGGACAUCCUGCCCACGCAGAAGUCGGUGUGUGACCGGCUGCUCGAGGCCUACAUCGGCACCUCGGAGGGCCUGUACCGCGUCGUGCACGUGCCCACGCUUCGGGCCGAGUACCGGGCCUACUGGGACGGCCAACGCUGCUCCGACGGCUUCCUGCCGCAGUUGCUGUGCAUGCUGUCGAUCGGCUCCCGCUUCCAGACGGAAUCGCGCGGCCUGGGCCACGACCGGUCCGAGGGCGUACACGUGCCGACGGCCUGCGCACUCGUGCGCGCGUGGCUAGACAGCCUGCGCGGCAAGCAGCUCGUCGACGUGGGCACGCUGCUGGCCGAGGUGCUGCUGCUCCACGCCCAGCGCAUGAUAGCGCCCCGGUACCAGGACUCGUGGACGCAGCUCGGCGUCAUCGUGCGCAUGGCCAUGACCAUGGGCCUGCAUCGCGACCCGUCCGAGUUCCCGCAGAUCAGCCCCUUCGCGGCCGAGUGCCGGCGCAAGCUGUGGUACACCAUCAUGGACAUGGACCUGCACCUCUCGCUGGGCUGCAACCUCCCUUGCGCCGUUCGCGACGGCGAGUACACGUGCCAGCCGCCCCUGAACCUGGACGACGAGGACCUGCGGCCCGACAGCGGGUCCCUGCCGCCGUCCAAGCCCAUCGAGGUGCGCACCGACGGCCAGCUGCAGGCCUGGGCCGCCAGCACGCUGCCGAUCCGCAUGCGCGCGGCCGCGCUGGUCAGCCGGCUCGACUCGAUCCGCGACUACGGCGAGGUGCUCGAGGUGGGCUCGCGCCUCGAGCGCCUGCUCGAGGAGGUCAACCUCCUCUUCCCGCGCGGCCAGGGGCUGGACCCGAGGUGGAGGUUCAAGGAGUGGCGCAUGCGCGCGCUGCUCGACAUGCACAUCCGCCGGCCUCUCCUCGCCCUGUACCGGCCCUUUGCCCUCAGCACCCCGGAUUGCCCGUCGCAGAUCGCGUCGACCUACUUCCGCUCCUCCAUGGUGCUGCUCACCUACAUGGACGAGCUCGACGCGCGGACGCCCGGCUUCGUCGAUGUCAACCAUAUGUACCACGUAAUUCUAAAGCACGACAUCAUACAGGCCGCCUUUAGCGUGUGCUACUACAUCAAAAACGCACAGGAGGCGGCGGCGGCGGCGACGGCCACCAGCAACGGCGCUAGCGGCAGUACUGCCUACAAUGGCAUUGCCAGCAGCCUUGGCCCAAGCAUGGCAAACACGACAGGCGGGGACAGCACCGACGCCGGCGCCAAUGACAACAACAGCAGCAACAUUACAUUUGAUGCCGACGGCAGGCCCCUGUGGCCGCCCGAGAGGAUGAUGCGAGUGGUAGAAAAAACACUGGAGGACGUGGUGCAGCUCAUCAGGGACUCGACGUCGGACCUCAAGGACAUCGUGGCGCUCUCCAUCGUCAUCAACUCGGUACGGCCGGGCGACUCGCCCGAGCAGCGGCUCGAGCGCAUCCGGGCCGGCAUCUCGCGCAUCCUGGACGCGUGUCUCAAGUCGCUCAAGACGACGCCCGAGGGGCUCGGCGUGACGGCGCUCCCCUCGACGGCGGCGGCGGCGGCGGCGUCGUCCAUGUUUGCCACCGCGGGCAAAUCCAAAUCCCCCGCGGCGGCGGCCGGUGCAGACGUCAGGCCGGGGCCGCCGCACUCGGAUCAGCCCCAGCCGCCCUUCUUCCAUGCGAACACGCACCUCCCCGCCGGCACCUACCACACAUCUACGACAGGGUUUCCCGAUGAUUUUCCCCUAUGGGACGCCAACUUUUGGGGGCAGACGCAGCCUGAUAUGUGAAGAACGGGGUAGUGUGCGUCUCGGCGCUGGCCGAUCGAAUGUCUUUAUAUAUAUAUCAUGUUUGGCUUCUUUCCUUCUACUUUUCCAGUUUCUUUCUCCUUAUCGUCAUAUAUAUACCCACUAGUUGCUAAAGUUCCUCUACUGGCCCUGGAUACCGGAUAAUACAAAGGAAUAUAUAAACGUA